Messenger RNA from Myotis daubentonii (Daubenton's bat), 11313 nucleotides. RefSeq names its product SPATA31 subfamily H member 1 (gene SPATA31H1). NCBI's taxonomy places the organism in Eukaryota, Metazoa, Chordata, Mammalia, Chiroptera, Vespertilionidae. The record is from RefSeq and is a predicted model, not a curated record.
AAAUGAAACUUUUCUCUUUAUUCCUUAGAUCAGCUCUCAUGGAACCAUAUUUUCCUGACCUGCAGGAUAUUUCUUCCUCCACCUCCUGUGUUUGUGUGACUCAGGAGUCUAUUCUACCCUUUUGUGACUGUAAGAUGACAACAUAUUCUACUAUGCCCUGCAUCUCCUCUGGAUCAUCAUGCAACAACUCCAAUUUGUCUCACUCUUCUGUCUUUUCUGAAGGAAUAACCUGGCAAUCCCGGAGCCACAGUUUACCUAUUUUAUCUAAAAAGCAACCACCUGUUUUCAAGAAUCAAAGCACAUCCCUGCCUCCUUUUCAGCUCUCAGGGCUUGAUAAAUCAAAAAUCUUUCCAAAUUUGGCAGCUCUUUCACCUUUAAGACCUCAAAGCUCUUUAAUCAAGUCUAUUUUUGAAUCCUCAGAUUUCUGCAAGCAAGUGAAAACAAAGUAUGAGGGAAGGAGGAAGAAUCAUUCGACAUCAGAUCAUUGGCCAAAUUCUGUUUUCAAAGAGAGACCUCGCGUCCCAGGGUGGGCUUCAACCCAGCUCUCUCCUUUGGCUAGGAGAGAGUUAGAGGGACAUAUGGCUUGGAAGGUUUGUACUUUGCAGAAACAAACAGUGCCUUUGCCUGUGAGGGAAUCAUGGGCAAUGUUGAACUAUUUAAUUGAAGUACAUGGAAGCAUCCCUGAACCGGAGAAACCCCAAAUCCAGUUAUCUAUGCCCAUUAAUCAAAGCACUGAGCAAAAUACCAACAAUAAAUCCCCAGACCUUCCAUCAUUUCAGCGCCAUGUGAACACUGGAGUGGAAUCUGUAUUAAACAGAACAGAAACAAAAAUUUCACAAUCACUUAUCCCAGGUAAGCAGUCACAACCUGGUGGUGGCCCCCAAGUCCUUGGAUCUAAGCUGUUAGUUACAUCAAUGGGCAUUCCACCUCCCAAAAGUUUAAGAGUUGACAUAAUUCAAAAGGAAACCACUGUACUGGAGAAGGACCCAAAACAUGUGCUAGAGCUUAAUUUAGAGCAGAGGGUAAGAGGUCUUGGAGAAAAAAGCAUACAGCAGCAUGAGACCCAAGUGACUAAUGUCGAGUUGCCUCCAAAGCUACCAUAUCAAGUCACAAAUAGCAUAAAGGUAACACCAUUGGCAUUACUUCAAGUCAUGGAUUCAAUGGGGAUGAAUCCAGAAUCACAUUCAGAAUUGACAGAAUCUGUAGGUUUGUUUCCACAGCCAAAUGAAGUUGUGAAACCAAUAGAAACAGCAAGUGUAAGAUCAAAACCAGCAUAUCAUAUAAUUGAACCUGUAGAGGUAACCCCAAGGCCUCGGCAUCAAGUUAUAGAAUCAAAGAAGAUGACCUCAAGAUUACUGAAUCAAGUCACAGAUAAUGUGAAGGUAACUCCUGAAGUACUGCUUGAAGCCAUGGAUUCCAUGGGGAAAAUUAAAAAAUCACACCCAUAUAUAACAGAAUCAGUGGAAAUGACCCCAAGGCUACAAUAUCAAGUUAAGGAGUCAGUGAAAAUUAACACAUUGUUGGGCCAUCAAGUCAUACAACCAAGAAAUAUGGGUAGAAGGCCACAGCAUACAGUAAUGGAAAAGGUGGAAAUGACCCCAGGGCCACAGCAUAAAGUUAUUGAAUCAGUAGGCAUAACUUCAAAGCCACAAACUCAAACCAUAAAACCAGUGAAAAUUAUUCCAGAACCAAUAUGUCAAAACAAAAAAUCAUUGAACAUGAUACCCAGGCCAUUGCAUCCAUUCAUAGAUGUCAUAAAAAUAACUCCUGUGGCACUAUUACAAGCUAUGGAUUGCAUGGGAAUAAUUCUACCAGCACAGCCAGAUGGUACCCCAGAUUCACAGACUCAUAUUUCAAAUUUGACCCUAAGGGCAACUCAACCAGAUGAUUUGAUGUUUUCUAGUUCUCCUACUACUAUUGAUCCACAUGGGAUUAGAGAGUAUGUGAGUGUACCUUCCAACCUACCACCUAAAGUCAUGGAAUCAGUAGGGAUGCCAACACUUCACUCCAUACAUUCUCUGAAGACAACCCCAAGGUUGGGGUCAUCCACUGAGAUAAUCAUAGAACCACAGUCACAAGUUGUAGAAUCCCAGGAUUUGACCUCAAAGCCAAUAUCUCAAGUCAAGGAAUCUCUGGAGUUGACUCCUGGGCCAUGUAUUCAAGUGCUAGACUCCAUGGCGAUGACUCGACAACCAUAUCAUCAAGGCACAGAAUCUAUUACAUUAACCCCAGUGUCAACUCAAGACUUAGAAUCUUUGAGGUUGACCCCAAGGCAUCAAAUCCUGGAAUAUCCAGAGAUGAGCCAAAGGCAAAGCCAUCAAGUUAUAGAAACUAUAGAAUUGACCUCUGACAUAUGGCUACAAAGGAAGAAAUCUUUAGAGUUGACACAGUCACAUCACCAAAUAAUGGAAUCUUUAGGGACAAUACCAAAGUCACUGGGUCAAGAUACAAAAUCUAUGGGAAUGAGUCAAAAACCAGCACAUGAAGUUACAGAAUCCACAGUAAUGACUAUUACACCACAGCUUCAAGGUGUGAAAAAUAUGGGGGCAAAGUCAGUGCCAAAACUUCAAGUUGUAGAUUCUAUGAAGCUAUCCUCAGAGUUGCCAAAUGUAAAAUCUGAGAAGCAGACCAUGGGACCAGGGUUACAUAAUAUAAAAUUUGUAGAUAUAACCACAGGUUCAAUCCCACAAAUAGUAAAAUAUGAACAGCUGAUUCCAACUGUGAACUCUAGAAAAUUGGCCAUAGAAGUUCAACAGCAGAGUGUAAAAGCUGAUAAGUCGAACCCUAUACCACAGUUGCAAAGUGGGAAAUCUGUACAGUCAUACCCAGGAUCUCAGCUUCAAGGAGAGAAAUCUAUCCAACUGACCCUCGGACCACAACAGCAAAGUGAAAAAUCUGAUGAGUUAGCCCCAGUACCACAGUGGCAAAGUGGGAAAUCUACAGAUUUGACCUCCAGUUCACAGUUGCAAGGUAUGGAAUGUGUUCAUUUGAUCCUACCACCAGGGUUGCCAGGUAUAAAAACUGUGGAGUUGACCCCAGGACUACAACAGGAGGAUAUGAAAUCUGUGAAGCUGACCCCAAAGCCAUGCUUACAAGACGUAAGAUCUGAUGAGACAGACCGACUGCUAUUGCUUCAAGAUGUGGAACCUCAAGUGGUAAAAUGUAGGAGGUUGAUUCCUGAGACACAGGUAGAAGGUAUGAUAUAUGAAGGGCAGACACCAGGGAUACACAUUCCAGGAGUAAAAUCUGUAAAGUUGAUCCCCAAAUCAAAUCACCAAGCCACAGAACCUGAGGUAUUGACUCCAUGGCAAGCUUCAGAAUCUUUAGGGAUGAUUUCAGAGCCAGGAUAUCAAGAACCAGAAACAAAGUUGACCUCUGACAUUUGUCACCACAACAAAGAAUCUGUGGGGUUGAUACAAUCAUCUUUAGGAAAUACCCCAAGCUCUGACAAUGACAUUUCUCAUAAAUUUAUCUCAGAGCCACAGAUAGCAGAUUCAAAAUCUAUGGAGUUAACUCCUGGGCAUCAGUUGCCAAGUCUAAACUUCUCUGAGUUGACCAGAGGACCACGGUUACAAAGUAUGGAAUCUUCUGAAUUUAUCCAAGUAGCACAGUGGCAAGAUGUAACAACUGUGGAGUGGACCCCAAACUCAAAGUUUCAAGGUUUAAAAUCUGAGGCACUAAUCCCAGAGCCACAGCUGGAAGAUAUGAAAUCUAUGCAAUUAACACCAAAGCCACAAUCGGGAGAUGUCAAAUCUAUGGUGCUAACCCCUGGGCCACAGGUGGGAGGUGUGCAACAAGUGGAGCUGACUCCAGGUUCAGAACUUCCAGGUUUAAAGUCUGAGUUGUUGAUUUCAGAGUCAGAGCUGGAAGAUGUGAAAUCUGUGGCCUUAACUCCAGGAGAAUGCCUGAGAUGCCCAAGUCCACAGCUGGAAGGUGAGAAAUCUGUGGAAACAACCUUAAGCCCACAGAUAGAUAUCAAAUCUGUAAAAACCACCCCAGAUUCCAAGCUUCAAGGUAUAAAAUCUGUUCAGUUGCAAGGUGAGAAUUCUGUGCCUUUUGUACCAGGGCCAUUGCUCCAAGGGCUUAAAUGGCAGGGUAUAAAACCUGAGGAAUUGACAUCAGAGCCACAAAUGCAAUACAUUAAAUUUUUGGAAAUUACCCCAUGUUUAAAACUUCAAAAUUUAAAAUCAUUAGAGGAGACUCCAGAUCCACUGCAAAGUAUAAAAUCUGUGAAGCUGACCCGAAGUCUAAAGAGGCAGGUAGAUAUAAUCAGAAUACGAAAGUUUCAAAGAGUAAAAUCUGUGGAUUCAGCACCAAGGCAACAGUUUCAAGGGGUAUCAAAUGUGAAUGUAAGUACUGAGACAGAACAGAAUGGUGAUAUAUCUGUAAUAUCACCAGAGAAGCAAUGUGUGAAUUCAGAGCAAUUUAAGAGAGGGUCUAAGUCAGAAGAUGGGGUGUCUUUGGAGUUAAAUCCAGAGCUAAACUUUAAAGAUGGAAAAUUAGUAGACCUCAACUUUGAGUUACAGUCGAAAGAAAUGAAAUCAUUUGAAUUGACCCCAGAAUCAAAUAUUCAAGAUGUAAAAUCUAAAGAGUUUAAACUUGAACCACAGUUGCACCAAGUGAAACCUUUGGUGUUAACUUCAGAACUACAGCUUCAAGGGGUGAAAACUGUUGAUUUAAAACAGGAGUCACAGCCUGGAUGUAUGAGAUGUAUUCAAUGGAUACCAGGACCUGAGUUCCAAAAUGUGAAAUCUAUAGGGUUAAAUCUUGGGUCUCAACCUCAAAAAGUCAAAUCUGUAGAGUUGAAAUCUUUUAUACAGUCAAGAGAUGCGAAAUCAUCUGAGUUGACUCUAGGGCCAAAAACUCAAGGUGCAAUGUAUAUGGAGUGCAACUGUGGGCCACAUUUGCAGAAUGUGAAAACCCUUGAGUUGCCCCCAGGAUCACAACUGCAGAAAGGGAAAUUUUUGGCAUCAUCAUCAGAGCCACAGCAUCAAGGUAUGAAAAGUAUAGAGCUAAACCAAGAACCACAGCUUAGAAGUACAAAAUCUGUUGAGUGGAUACCAGCACUAGAGUUUAAAGGUAUAAAAUCUCUGGUAAAUCUUGAGUUACAAUCUCAAUGUGUCAAACCAGUAGAGUGGAAAACUGUGAUACAGUCAAGGGAUAGGAAGUCAUCAUCUACAUUGACUUCAAAACCAGAGCUUCAAGGUAUACAAUCUUUGGCAUCAUGCCAGGAACAUCAGCUUCAGGGUUCUGAUUUGAAACCAUCCCCAGGAACACAGCUUCAAGGUGUAAAGUGUCUUGAACCACAGCUUCUGGAGGUGAAAUGUAGGGUAUUAAACCAAGGGUCACAAAGUGGUAAAACUAUAGAUUCCACCUCUCUACUACACUUGAAAAGUGUAAAGUCAUCUGAGUUGGCUCUUCAAACAAAGCUUCAAUGUGUGAAAUCUGAGGAUUUCAACACUGGGUCACAGUGGCAAAGUCUAAAAUUUUCUAAGUUUCCACCUAAGAUAAAGUCCCAAGAUAUGAAAUCUACAGAGUUAAAUCCUAGCUCACAGUUGCAAGGUACAACUUUUUCUAAAUCAACUAUAGGGACAAAGAUUCAAGGUGUCAAAUCUACAGAUUUCAAACCUGGGUCACUGUUACAAGGUAUGAAAUCUUCUCAAGGGAUCUCAAAGACAAAUCUUCAGGAUGUAAAACAUAAAAAAUUAAUCCCUGGCCCCCAGAUGCAAGUUGUGAAAUCUAAGCAAAUACUGGGGACAAAGCUUGAAAAAGCCCUAUCAGGAGAAUUCACAGGCCCACAGUUGCAGGAUAUAGACUCUUCUAGGUUGCUCAUGGAUAUAAAACUUAAAGAUGUAAAAUGUAUGAAUUUAAGGUCUGGACUACACUUGGGGAGUAUGAAAUCUUCUGAAGUGGUAAAAAAAAACCUUCAAGAUAUGAAAUCUGUAGAAUUGAAACCUAGCCCAAAGUUACAAGGUGAGAAAUCUGACUUGACCCUGGGGGGCAAGUUUCCAGGCACAAAAUUUGUAGAGUUGGACUCAGAUCCACAGUUACAACAUAUAAAAUGUUCUGACUUGGUCAUGGGUAUAAAGCUUCAAGAUAUGAAAUCUUUGGGGUCCAAUUCUAGACCACAUUUUCAAGGUACACAAUCUUCUGAAGUGAUCCCAGGGACAAAGCCUCCAGAAAUGAAAUCUUUUUUUAACUCUGAAUCACAGAUACAAAGUAAAAAACCUGAGUCAAUUCAAGGGACAAAGCUUCUAGAUGUGAACACCUUAAGGUUCAACCAUGGUCCAAAGUUACAGGGUAGAAACUCAUCUGAUUUAACCCAGAGGAAGAAGCUUCAAGGGGUGAAACCUUUGACGUUCAACCCUGGACCACAGGGACAAGGUGAGAAAUCUGAUUUGACACUAGAGUGGAGGCUUCAAGAUUUGAAAUCUGUUGAGUUAAAACUUGUUCCACAGUCACAAGUUGUGACAUCUGAGUUAACACCAGAGACAAAGCUUCAAAGUGAAAAAUAUGUGGAGUUCACCACUAGACCAAUGUGGCAAGAUAUGAAAUCUUCUAAAUCGACUCCAGGUACAAAAGUACAAGAUGUUAAAUCUUUGGGGUUCAACUCAGCCCCACACAAUAGGAUAUUGUCUAUGUUGACACGAGGCACACACCUUCAGGGUAUGAAAUCUAUGGAAUUCAACUCUGGAGCAAAGUUUCAAGGUACAGAAUCCUCUGAGUCGAUAAACCUUCAAAUAAUGAACUCUACAGAGGUCAAUGAUGGCCCAAAAUUUCAGGUUGCAAAACCCUCUGAGUUGGCCUUGGAAUCAGAGGUUCACAGUGUGACAUCUCCUGAGUUCAAUGCUGGAAAGCAGUGGCAAGAUGAGAAAUCUUAUAAGUUAAAUCCAUGGCCAGAGCUUCAAAGUGUCAAAUUUAUGGUGUCCAACCCUGAGCCAUAUUUUCAGGGUGUGAACUCUUCUGAAUUAACCUCAGUUUCAAAACAUCAAGGUAUGAAGUCUUCUGAAUUGAAUCCAGAGAUUCAAAGUGAGACAUCUAUGGUGUUCAACCAUGGACCACAUUGGCAAGGUUUGAAAUCUAAAUUGAUUACUGGGUCAAAGUUCCUAGACAUAGCACCUUUGGAAUGCAACCCUAGGCUACAGGUGCAGUGUGAAAAUUCUUGUGAGUUGAAUACAGGGACAAAAUUACAAUGUGUAAAUUCUACUAGAUGUAACUGUGGGCCACCCUUGCAAGGUGUAAAAUCUUUUGAAUUGACUUCAGAUAUAAUGACAACAGAGUUCAACUCUGGCCCAAAGCUGCAAGGUGUGAAUUCUUCUAAAUUGAAAUCAGGGUCAGAACUUCAAUGCAUGAACUCUAUAAAGUUUAAUCCAGGGCCACAGAUACAAGGCUCGAAGCCUUCUGAAUUGAACCCUGGGCCAGAAUCUCAGGGCACAAAGUCUAUUUUAUUUAAUCCUGGAUCACAUUUGCAAGAUGUAAAAUCCUCUAAAUUAACUCCAGGGAUAAAGUUUCUAGAAGGCCAAGUUUUUCAGAACCACGUUGGGUCACAGCAACAAGCUGGACACUCUGUUUUGGAUCCUCAGUUAAAUGGUACAAAAUCUGUGUUAUAUGAAUCAGAGCCACUGUUUGAAGAUACAAAGUCUGUGAAGAUGAACAAAGAGCCAUUGCUUUGUGGUGCAAAUUCUGUGAACUUGAUUUCAGGCUCUGAGAUGCAGGACUUAAAAUGUGAGUUGUUUGCACUAGAAUCAUGUUUUCAAAAAGUGAAAUCUGUGGAGUUAAAUCCACAGUCAAAUACUGAAGUGAAAUCUGCAGAAUUAACCUCACAGCCAACAUCUCCAUUUGAGGAUCCUACAGUGUUGACUCAUGAACAAGGGCAUCAGGCUGUGAAAUCUAUGGGGAUAAAAAUAAGGCCUCCUCAAGUUAUAGAAUCUGAGGAUUUGAAGUUAAGACAGGUAUAUCAGAAGGGGGACUCUGAGGGGUUAACAUCAGGAGAAGAGUUACAAAUAAGGAAUUAUUUCUCUAGGCUUCUACACAACUCUUCAAACUCAGUCAUCUCAAGUUCUGCCAAAACAACAUCUGAAUUAGGUCUUUGGGAUUCUGAGAUGACAGAAGUAUCAAGAGCGUUGGAUAUAAAAAACCUUUGGACAGAUAUUUUGCAGCCUAAAGAAUCCUUUAUAGAUCCUGCUUCAACUUUUCCCUUUUUCUUUCAUAACCAACUCUCUGAGAAGACAACUAACACUGUAGAAACCUCCCAUUCUGAGAUCCCAUGGGUGUAUAACGUAUUUCAGGAAAGGAUUCAACGGAGGCAGGUAACAGAGUUAGAGAACUCACUCCAGGGCCUCUCCCAACAUCCACCACAAAGCUGGAGAUCACCAUCUAAGACCUUCCAGGCAGGAUCAGGGGCUCGAAGAGGAUUAACCUGGUCUGUCCUGGGAAGACAACAGAAUGUCUGGGAGCGUCACUCCUGGAAGCAGAGACUACCUAGAAAGUAUCUCUCCAAUAUGCUAAUGUUGGGGAAUGUCUUGGGAACCACUAUGGGAAGGAAGCUUUGUUCUCAACCAUCUGUAACAGAAAGGUCUACUGCUGAUACCUGUCAGUCUAUUCAGAAUUUAUUUGGGGUUCCUGCUGAAUUGAUGGAAUUUCCCCAGAGUCUGCUAGAGACGGGUCGAGGCACUAUUUUUCAGGCUUCAAUGGUCAAAAACUACAUUCAGAGACAUACUUCAUGCCAUGGUCAUGAGAAAGGAAUGGCCUUAAGGGUAUGGACACGUGGUUCUAUGUCCUCCAUAAUACAGCAAUACUCUGGCACUAGAGUGAGAAUAAAGAAAACAAACUCAAAGCUCAAUGAUAUAUCCCAGGAAGUCAUUCAGCACAGUCCUGUUUCAUAUACAGAGGGUCAGCUUCCUGACCCAGUAGAGUCAGAGUCUUCCUUCAAUAUAUUUUUCACUGUGAAAGAUCCUGUUCCAGUGGAAGAGAGUGAGAACUCACAGAGAGAUUCACAGACAAGGAUUUUUGAGUCCCAACACCCACUGGAGCCAAGUUUUCUUUCCCAGGCCCAGGCUGACCUCUCAGAACAGUUCCAAUUGCUAAAAGAUCUGCAGCUAAAAAUAGCAGCAAAACUGUUAAGGAGUCAAAUACCUCACAAUGUACCUCCACCUCUCACUUCAGGUCUGGUCCUAAAAUACCCUAUCUGCCUACAGUGUGGCCGAUGUUCAGGAUUUAAUUGUCAUAAAUUACAGACUACUUUUGGACCUUAUCUUCUUAUCUAUCCACAGCUCCACCUCGUAAGCACUCCUGAAGGCCAUGGAGAGAUUAGAUUGCGUCUUGGCUUUAGGUUACGAAUUGGAAAAAGAUCCCAAGUUCCAAAGUAUUAUAGAAGAGACAGACCCUUGACACCUAGGAGCCCUAGAUCAGCAGCUAAAAUCUGUAAUCAAGCUUCCAAGAGUCCUGCUUCUGCCACAGAUUUCCUGUCUCAGUCUUCCCAGUCUCCUGCUUCUGUACAAGUCCACAUUAUCCCUGACUUAGAAGGACAGACAGAUAUUAGAGAGCCUGGGCACUAUGAAUUCACUGAAGUUCACUCGUUAUCAGAGAGUGACUCUGAAAGCAAUCAGGAUGAAGAGUGGACUACAGUGAGCAGCAAAAAUACCCAUGAUUCAAAAAAUCCAAUGGAAAGAAUCAACAAGAGAUUUAGAACACAAAACAAAAAGUCCUACACAAACAGUAGAACCAUAAUGCAGAGUCUCUCUAGGAAAUUACCAUCCCAGUUGAAAGGGAAAAGGAAUGGAGCAUCUCAGGCAGCUACUGCCUCUUUAAAAAGGCACCCCAAGAAACCCUCCCAACCCAAAUUCAUUAAACUGCUUUUUCAGGGACUAAGAAAGGCAUUCCAAACCGCACGCAGAAUUAUGGCAUUUGUUGGGCCAAAGCCUGAGGACGGGACAAGGGCGGACCAUUUGUGGUCGAGCAAAAACUGCCAACCAGAACAAAAAGCCUCUGACUAUAGUUCAGAAGGAGAUAGCGAAAGAGACAGGAUGCCAGUUGUCAAGCUAAAGCCAACAGACCCAACCACUGAACAGGAGAACAUGCCCUGGGAAGAAUUAGAACAGUUCUGCUCAGCACAACCACCAAAAACAGGUAGCUCUUUCCAAUCCACACCUUCCCCACUGCCCAGGUGCAGAGUUUCCCAAAGAAGUAUCACCACAAUCAGACACCCUUUGGGUACUGUUCAGAAUGAGAGUGGCAGCAGACCUAAGGAAAACUGGUACGGAAAAGAAAUCUCUAGCCCAGAGUCCAAAAGAGGAAUCCCAGUUCAGGCCCAAGGGAGACUCCUACAUGGAACCCCUAAGCAGAGAACCUCCUACAGUGACUUUAAAGAGAUACUCAUGCCUAGGAAACCAAACCACCACAGCUUCCAUCGGGAAAGAGCCCCAUGUGAUUUCUUUGACAGGAGCCAUAGUAGUCCCUCUCCAAGGAGACAUCGCAAUCCCUCUGGGAGAAGCCAUCGCAGUCCACCUCGGAGAAGCCAUCACAGUCCAUCUCAGAGGAGACAUCGCAGUCCCUCUGGGAGGAGCCAUCUCAGUCCACCUCGGAGAAGCCAUCACAGUCCAUCUCAGAGGAGACAUCGCAGUCCCUCUGGGAGGAGCCAUCUCAGUCCACCUCGGAGAAGCCAUCACAGUCCAUCUCAGAGGAGACAUCGCAGUCCCUCUGGGAGGAGCCAUCUCAGUCCACCUCAGAGGAGACAUCGCAGUCCCUCUGGGAGGAGCCAUCGCAGUUCACCUGGGAGGAGUCAUCAAAGUUCUUUUCAGAUGAGCCAUCCGAGCUCCUUUGAGCGGAAAUGCCGCAGUCCCUCUGAGCGGAGAUGCCGCAGACUCUCUGCGAGGAGAAACCACAGCCCCUUUGAGAGGAGAGGACAUAGUCAUGCUGAGAGGGGCAGACACAGUCCACCUGAGAAAACCCAUGGGAGGCCCUCGGAGAGAACUCACAGGCGCCCCAAGGAGCGACUCAGACACAGCUCGCGUUGGGAGAGGCCCAGACAUACUUUUUCUAAAGAUUUCAUGAGAUACUCAAAUAUCUCCUAGGGAUCACACACAAAAAAGCCUCCCCAAGCAGGGCAAGUUUGGAGCCCUGAAGGAAGCAGAUGAGAUGUCCGCCCCCAUUAUUCAUUUAUCCCCUCAAGUCUGCACCAAGCUCGCCUUUCUGGGCUUCUUUCCUGCUCGGCCAACGGACCCCAAUUCUUGCAUCCUCAGCAAUGAACGAGCCGAUGCCUCUCUACCCGGGGGCUGGGCCGGCGGGAAUGGGUCUGCCAUUUCCGAUAAAUAA